Molecule: messenger RNA, 2215 nt
Organism: Falco peregrinus (peregrine falcon)
Lineage: Eukaryota; Metazoa; Chordata; Aves; Falconiformes; Falconidae
Gene: DUSP26
Product: dual specificity phosphatase 26
Biological process (GO): negative regulation of MAPK cascade; protein dephosphorylation
Cellular component (GO): cytoplasm
Molecular function (GO): MAP kinase phosphatase activity; protein tyrosine/serine/threonine phosphatase activity
Source: RefSeq, a predicted model, not a curated record
ACAAAGAAAAGAGAGUGGAAGUCAGAGGGGGAGAGAGAGAGAAUGACAAAAGCUUCACAGAUUGAAUUUGCUCCCCUGUAUACUGGAGAGAAAGAAUAGGACCAUGUUGGUAUGGAAUGAGGUCUUUGAUCACAUGAAAAAGUGGAGGAAGCUGCAGAGAGCCAGUGCUAGCUGCUUCAGUUGCAUGCUUCUGAACGCUUCCUUCACCUCACCAGUCGUGUGUGAACAAUUGAAUUUCCCUAAGGAUUUUGGAUUUGCAAGAGCAAAACUUAAGCUUCUAGAGUCAGAGGUGUCAUGCAGACUGAUCAGCACUCCGUGCUGGGAGCGUGCAGCUUUGCACACAUGGAUUUGAGCUGCACUGUGCAGAUACGUUGGCGUGUCACUGAGCCAUCCAGACAGACAUGUGCCAUGCCCCCAACCCUCUGCCUUUGAGGAGCUUCAGAAACAAUGUACUGAGCUGAUAAAUCCUGCCGGGGAGCAAGGAGCAACUCGGUCUCUGCUACAGCCCUGACGUUUAUGGAAAACAAGGAGAGGAGGUCACUUCAACCCCUGCUUUCCUGGAGGAGCGCUGCUGGGCAAAAGUGAAGAGCUCAACCUUUCUGCAGGCGCAAAGGAACCGGAACACAAAAAGUCCAUCGUCCCGGAUACCCAGCUCCUACAGCGGCCAGCAGUUACUGCCUGGGGAAAGCAGUUAAGAGCCGGCUAUAUCCCAAAUACCUUCCUGAGCAUGUCUUCCAGAUUCUGGGGCUUUAUCAACACCCAAGGCUGAAGCUGUAUCCAGAACUUCAUGGGCAUGAUAUAAACAAACCUGCCUCUGGACAUGUCAUGGCUUAAAAUAGAUGUUCAUACAUCAGCCUUUCUACAGCAGCGGCGGCAGCAGCAGGAAGACAUGGCCGACUGGAUCUGACUACAACACUCGCUUUGAGCCGAGAAAUCACAGCCCUUACAAAGGACCGUGGGUGGCAGCAGCAGCAGAAGUGACCUCCAGGCCACUCUCCGGCCUUCACGAACCCACAGGUAUGCCUUGUGGGUCUCGGCAGCCCCAAUGGCUUUCCUGUCCAGGUUCUCCAGGAAUGGCACCAGGUCACCAAGCCGUGGCUCACGGGAAGAGCGCAACAACCACCCCAUCCUCAGCGUCUUUGAGCUUGAAAGGUUGCUGUACACGGGAAAGACAGCCUGUAAUCAUGCUGAUGAGGUCUGGCCGGGACUCUACCUGGGCGAUCAAGAUAUAGCAGCCAACCGGCGCGAGCUGGCUCACCUGCGCAUCACCCACAUCCUCAACGCUUCGCACAGCAAGUGGAGGGGGGGUGCCGAGUACUAUGAGGGCACGGGCAUCCGCUACCUGGGCAUCGAGGCCCAUGACUCGCCUUCCUUCGACAUGAGCCCCUACUUUUAUCCUGCAGCUGACUUCAUCCACCAAGCGCUGAACGAAGGAAGGAUCCUUGUGCACUGUGCUGUCGGGGUGAGCAGGUCGGCCACCUUGGUCCUCGCCUACCUCAUGAUCCGCCACCACAUGCCCCUUGUAGAAGCCAUAAAGACCGUCAAGGACCACCGCGGUAUCAUCCCCAACCGGGGUUUCUUGCGCCAGCUGGUCGCCCUGGACAAUGCCCUGAGGCUGAAGAGGAGCGCGUGAAGGAGGACAAGAGGAGCUGUGUGGUGGGAGCAUUGUGUGUGCGGUGCUCACUUGACCCUGAUGCCCGCUGAGUGGCAGAGAGGGGGCUUUCCUCCCGGCGCAGACGCUUGGCAGCUGAUGGGUCACACGCAGCUAGCCCCUGGGCCUCCCCCUCAGCUAAGGGGGUCCCAGACAUGCGAGCUAUUCCUAGUGGUAAAGCAUAGGCCCUCAACCUGCAGUCUGGCCACCUAGGUGGGCCUAACGUAUAGCCUCCUUCCCAGCCUCUACUCGCUCCGAGAUGCCUCCGGAGGGACUCAGCCCCAUGUUACAGGUUACUCUACCCCUGUUGGCUCCGGGAAGCCUUCAAGGCUUCAUUCUCCCGCGUGGUGGAUGCAUUUGCCUAGCCAGUCCUGUCCCACCUUCCCAGGAGACUGAAGCUCUGCGUGUCCCUUGUCUUGUUUCCCAUUCAUUUUUGGUCUGUGUAGCCAUGUGAAAUCGGUCUGGUGUGUGAGCUCGGGCGAACAGGCCUUUUGUCGUAGUGUUUGGAUGUCCUCCAUGCCUAGUGUUAACCUGUACGAAUAAAGACAGCGCUAAGGAAAAAGC